GGUUACCUCACCCGCAGUUUUUACCAACAGCAGAUACUAAACUUCCAUAGAUAAACCAAAUGUCACACUGUUCUCACUGUACACCACAAGGAAUUUGGAGCACAGGGAUCUCAUUCUUGAGGUCCUAUCCAAACGGUUUUAACCUAGUUUAGCUUCGCCGGUACUAUGAGUGGACGAUGUAAGGCAAAAACAACAGCGGACCUGUUUCCUGAAAUUACACGCCACUUUAAGGCUCGGUCAUGUCAUUUAGAAUGUUGCUGUAAAUCAAAUCAUUUUCUAAUUUCAAAUCUUGCGGCAUUAUUUCAUUAGCAUCUUCCCCAGAUACUCUAACUGGAUAUAACAGCGUGUUACGUGGCUUCUGAUCCUCCUUUAACGAAGCUCCAGGGCCGAAAUAACUAGGUGUCGGGAUAUUUUUACAGAUACUGUAUGCCACUGUAAUUAAGCAGUGAUUAUGCGUUUAUGUAAUGUAUCUCAGUAAUCCACUCUGUUGAAGUUUAUUACUGCAGUAAUAGCUGAUUUUAGACAUACGCCAAAUUUACAUGUGUGGGAAAGUGUAUAAAUGUUUGUGCAAGUGUCAACAUGACAUUUACCUAUCCCGCCACUUUCCAGGUUUCUAUCUUUUACCUUAGCUUUGCUCUGUAAGCGUAGUAAGCAUGUGGUUGUGGCAGGGGUUGUGUGUUAAUUUUUGUUUAGCAACUUAGGCGGGGGGACAGUUAUUUUGUAGCAGACUAAAGGGCUACCGUAAUGUUUCUUCCAAUUUAAGUUGUAGUGAUAGGCAGUUUAUUUUUGUCAUUUGUCUUAAUAUAACAGUAUAGCUACUUCAACGUCGAGUUAAAAGAAACCCGUAUUGCUGCGUAUUCGUGAUUAACCCGUGCAUAUACAUAUAAUGAAGGAGAAAAGCAACCCCUAAGAAACAAUUUAAUACUCACAUGCACAGGAUUCUUAAACCGUCAAUUGUUCAAAUUUCUAUCGAACAUGUCCGAUGCAGAACUACAGGAAGAGGAACGUGAAGUCCUGUCAUCGAUUUACGAUGGCGAUCCGGCCUUUCGUCAGCUCACAGCCACAACAUUUCAGUAUAAGUACGGUGAUGAUGGAGACCCGAAGACAUUUCUCUUAGAAAUAUCAUGGGGUGAAACAUAUCCGACCGAAAAGCCGAAGAUAAAUAUGGACACUUUUUAUAACAAGCACAUAUUACCAGAUGUGAAGGCACAUAUUGUAUCUGAAAUUGAUAGAGAGGCUGAACAAUAUUUAGGAGCAGCUAUGACGUAUACCUUGUUUGAAUUUGUUAAAGAGAGAGCACAAGAUCUGAUGUCAGCGCAACCAGAAAGCACUGUAACCAGCAUUUCUUCUGCUGUAGAGAACGUCUCUCUAGCUGACUCACAGGACAGUCCCGUAAUCAAGAAAGCAGUGAAAAAAGAGCAGCUUAGCAAGGCUCAAAAACGAAAACAGUGGGACAGAGUUGACGCAAAAGGCGACCGCCCACGUGGAUGGGACUGGGUAGAUGUUGUGAAACACUUAUCACAAAGUGGCCCUAAACAGCUUGAGACCCUAGCUCCCUCAACAGGCUCGUAGAAGCAGUAGAGGCUAGCAAUGCUUCCAGUCAUACACUGCAAUGAGACAGCUAGUGGCAAACAGGGUAUGCAACAUUGUGUUCCGAAAUAUUUGUUGAAUAAAAGUGUUAACAAUUUUUA
Schistocerca gregaria is the source of this 1691-nucleotide messenger RNA. RefSeq names its product RWD domain-containing protein 4. Gene Ontology annotation, molecular function: protein binding. The transcript has 4 exons. The record is from RefSeq and is a predicted model, not a curated record. The coding region runs from base 976 to 1572 and encodes 198 amino acids. Lineage: Eukaryota; Metazoa; Arthropoda; Insecta; Orthoptera; Acrididae.